AUGGACAGGGUCAGGGCCUUCGUCCGGGGAAAAGAUACAGCCAGCAAAGCUAAGGAGACGGAUGCCACACCCCGGAGGGUCGCUCCGGCUGCAAGGCCCCCUGAGAAAGGUACACCCUAUUCCCGGAAACCUACCUUUGAUAGAAUGUUGCAUGACAGGGCAAGGCCCUCAUACUCCCCCUAUAGACCUCGAGGGAGAGGUCCCCCUUCUUACUCCGACAGUUUCACCCCUCUCGUCAAGACUCCAAGCGAGAUACUAGCCACGGAGAGGGUGAAGAAUUCUUUCCCAAGGCCACCCCCCAUAAAGCCAGGACCAAAGGCACAACAGAAUGAAUACUGUGAGUUUCACAAGGGCUUCGGGCACAAAACCGAUGACUGCAUGUACCUCAAGAGAGAAAUAGAGGCCGCUGUGAAAACGGGGAGACUGGCCCAUUUGGUCAAGGAAAUCAAGGAAGGGGGAGGGGAUCGUAAGGGAAGAGAUGCAAGGGAGCCGGGGAGGGCAGACGUUGUUAUGGUUAGGAGGAGAAAUGAGUUUGAUGUUACCCGAAGUGUAAAGGCCAGGAUCCUAGGCUCCCCAAACUGCAUGAAAACUCCCAUCCUUAUGCCAUACUUAGAAGAAGGUGAAGUGCAACGACUCCCGCUGAAUAUCUCAGCUGUGGUAGCUGGACACAAGGUGUCUAGAAUACACGUGGACGGAGGGUCAGGCGUUGAGGUAAUAUACGAACACUGCUUCCUCAGAUUCGACAGGGACAUAAGAGAUAGGUUGGAGGAAGACUCUAUCCCAUUGGUGGGAUUCAACAACAGUGUGUCACAUCCCCUGGGAAAGAUCAGGCUCCCAUUUACAGUUGGUGUAGGGGAUCGGGUCUGGACGAUAAAUUUAACCUUCACAGUAGUCAGGGCACCCUCCAAGUACAACGCAAUCCUGGGAAGACCCGGAAUUGGAGAUCUGCAGGCACAAGCAUCCACCCCCCACGGGGCUUUGGUAUUCCAAACACCAAAGGGUCUUGCAUGGGUUAAGUCAGCCUACGAAGUGGUUUCUUCAGUAUCCAAAGGGGAGGAACCAGGGAGAUCCCAGGAAAGGAAGGUGGAGGAAUGGGUCCUCUGUGAUAAGUUCCCAGAACAAACAGUCAAGGUGGGGAGCCACUUAAGUGACAAGUGCAAGAGUGCCCUAAAGGAGUUACUCCUCCACAACCUAGAUGUGUUCGCAUUUCAACAUGGAGACAUGACAGGAAUUCCCAGAAGCCUGACAGAGCAUCGGCUCAACACCUUCACAUGGGCGAAGCCAGUAAAGCAAAAGAAGCGGAGUAUGGGACCUAACAAAAGAAGGGCUGCUUGUGAAGAGACUCGAAAGCUGCUCAGAGCAGGGAUAGUCAGAGAAGUUAAAUACCCAUCCUGGGUUGCUAACCCAGUUAUGGUUCAGAAAAAAGAUGGGGGAUGGAGGAUGUGUAUCGAUUUCCAAGACCUAAACAAAGCAUGCCCCAAGGACUGUUAUCCUCUCCCGGAGAUAGACACCCAGGUGGACUCUCUUUCUCAGUACCCCCUGAAAUGCUUCUUAGAUGCCUACAAGGGAUACCACCAAAUACAGAUGUCAAUAGAAGACGAAGAGAAAACCGCUUUUAUCAUAGAUGAGGGGACAUUUUGCUACACCAAGAUGCCCUUCGGUCUCAAGAACGCGGGGGCAACAUAUCAAUGGUUUAUGAACACCUUGUUUAGGGAGCAGAGGGGAAGGAAUUUAGAGGUGUACGUUGACGACAUUGUCAUCAAGAGUUUGACGGAAGUAGCCAUGAUAGACGACAUAGCCGAGACUCUCAACACCAUGCAGGAUGUAAACAUGAAGCUGAACCCUGGAAAAUGCUGUUUCGGGGUAGAGGAGGGAAAUUUUUUGGGGGUAGUAGUAACAAAAGGGGGAAUCAAAGCAAACCCGGAGAAAACCCAGGCUGUAGCCGAAAUGCGUUCUCCCAGGUCCCUGAAGGACAUCCAACAGCUGAACGGGAGGCUGAUAGCACUAAAUCGCUUUUUAUCAAAGGUGGCUGACAAAACCCUUCCCUUCAUGAAAGUAUUAAAAGACUGCCUCCAAACCAGCAAAUUCAACUGGACCACUGAGGCCAAAGCCGCCUUUCAGGAAAUGAAAACCUACAUAUGUAAGCUCCCGACAUUAGCCACCCCAAUGCCUGGAGACCCGUUACUCCUUUACCUAUCUGCCUCAAAGACGACCAUAAGCGCGGUCAUGAUGGUGGAACGGGAGGGGAAACAGAUCCACAUAUAUUUUAUCAGCAGAACACUUAAGGGGCCCGAGGAACGAUACAUGCCUCUAGAGAAACUUGCGUUGGCCCUGGUCUUUGCAUCUCGGAGGCUCAGGAGGUAUUUCCAAGGGCAUAAAGUCACCUUAGUGACCGACCAACCCCUUCAGAAAGUGCUUAGAAAACCAGAGCUGUCGGGACGACUGGCUAAAUGGGCUGUAGAGUUAGGGGAACACUCUCUGGAGUUCAAGCACGGAACGGCCAUGAAGGGACAGAUACUGGCUGAUUUCCUGGCAGAAGUCCCUGAGGACGAAGAGAGGGAGCUACUAAAGUGGGAGGCCUUGGAGGAGGAAGAGAGAAAAAGGGAAGACGAGGCUGUAUGGAAGUUGUUCACUGAUGGAGCAUCCAGUGAAGAAGGGAGCGGUGCAGGUAUCACACUGGUAGGCCCCGAGGGGGUCGGGUUGACAUAUGCUAUAAGGUUGGAUUUCGAAAACACCAACAAUACCGCCGAAUAUGAAGCCCUCUUAGUGGGGAUGAGGCUGGCACAGAAGAUGAAAGCGAAGCACGUAGAGGCUAGCACCGAUUCACAGUUGGUAGUAAAGCAGUACCAAGGAGAAUAUGAAGCCAAGGAUAGCACCAUGGCUCAAUAUGUGGCGAAAGUUAAAGAGGCAGCUAAGGCAUUCAGAACCUUCAAACUAGAGUACAUCCCUCGUGGAAGGAACAGGAAAUCCGAUGCACUCAGCAAGUUAGCUUCGGUAGCAUUCGACCAUCUCGCGAAAGAAGUGAAAGUGGAGGUCCUAACAUCCUCCUCCCUUAACACAGCGGAAGUUGCCACGGUUGAAGGUCCUCAAGAAACAUGGAUGACCCCAAUUAUCAAAUUCCUCCGGGACGGAACGCUACCCGAGGGGGAAUGGGCGGCCAGAAAGAUAAGGGUCAGGGCCCUACAAUAUGAACUGAUCGAGGGGGAGCUAUACAGAAGAUCGUAUCUGGGCCUGUCCCUGAAGUGUGUUGAUAUGGAGGAGGCCGAAUAUGUGAUUAGGGAGAUGCACGAGGGGAUUUGCGGAAUGCACUCAGGACCAAGAACAGUAGUGAGAAGGGCAAUGAACGCAGGGUUCUACUGGCCACGAAUGUACGAAACGACAUCUGAGGAAAUCAAGAAGUGUGUGCCAAGUACAUGCACCGAUGACCCACCGGCACAAACACCCCAUGGUGCCAGUCUCGACAUCUUGGCCAUUCCAGAAAUGGGCCAUCGACAUAGUUGGGCCUUUCCCGGAGGGUCCGGGAGGGGUCAAAUACGUGGUGGUAGCCAUUGA
Molecule: messenger RNA, 3552 nt
Organism: Helianthus annuus (common sunflower)
Lineage: Eukaryota; Viridiplantae; Streptophyta; Magnoliopsida; Asterales; Asteraceae
Exons: 1
Coding region: 1-3552 (1183 amino acids)
Molecular function (GO): RNA-DNA hybrid ribonuclease activity; nucleic acid binding
Source: RefSeq, a predicted model, not a curated record